Coregonus sp. 'balchen' is the source of this 5416-nucleotide messenger RNA. The record is from the annotation of a GenBank genome assembly. NCBI's taxonomy places the organism in Eukaryota, Metazoa, Chordata, Actinopteri, Salmoniformes, Salmonidae.
CUGCUGCUGUCUUUUAGAGCCCUCUGCUGGAUAUUAACUUGCAUCUCUUACAGUGGAGGAGUGAAAAAUGUCUUGAAAGGUUUUUUAUAUGUCAAUGCCGGACACAACUUCUUAAGCAAUUACAAAAUAUUGAAAUCAUCUGUCUCUCUCUGUCUGUCUGCAGCUUUGUGGUGUAACUGCACCACAGCCCAGUGUCAGAAGACUGGCUCCCAGUGUGAGACAGACGGGGCCUGCAUGGCCUCCACAUCCUUCAUCGACGGCCAAGAGCAGCACAUUCGUAUCUGCAUCACCCGGGACAAGCUGGUACCCCCGGGCCAACCCUUCUACUGCCUGAGCGCUGAGGGCCUCCUCAACACACACUGCUGCUACACUAACUACUGCAACAGCCUCAACCUCAAAGUGCCAUCUGGUGAGCUCCACACACAUUCAACAGGGAUAGGCUAUCUGCUGCCAUAGAAGACAUUGGUCUCAAACAUAGUUCACAGUUGUGUGUGGGUUGUUAUGUUUACUCAUUAAAUAUAUACUGAAUUAAAAUAUAAAUGCAACAUGUAAAGUGUUUCAUGAGCUGAAAUAAAAUAUCCCAGAAAUGUUCCAUAUGCACAAACAGCUUAUUAAUGUUGUGCACAAAUGUGUUUACAUUUUUACAUCCCUGUUAGUGAGCAUUUCUCCUUUGCCAAUAUAAUCCAUCCACCUGACAGGUGUGGCAUAUCAAGAAGCUGACUAAACAGCAUGAUCAUUACAUAGGUGCAACUUGUAAUGGGGACAAUAAAAUGUCCCCAGCACAAUGUGCAGUUUUGUCACACAACACAAUGCCACAGAUGUCUCAAGUUUUGAGGGAGCAUGCAAUUGGCAUGCUGACUGCAGGAAUAUCCACCAGAGCUGUUGCCAGAUAAUUGAAUGUUCAUUUCUCUACCAUAAGCCGCCUCCAACGUUGUUUUAGAGAAUUUGGCAGUAUGUCCAACCGGCUUCACAACCACAGACCACAUGUAACCACGCCUGCCCAGGACCUCCACAUUCGGCUUCUUCACCUGCGGGACGGUCUGAGACCAGCCACCCGGACAGCUGAUGAAACUGUGAGUUUGAACAACAGAAGAAUUAUCAGAAACCAUCUCAGGGAAGCUCAUCUGCGUGCUCGUCGUCCUCAACAUGGUCUUGUAUGGCGUCAUGUGGGCGAGCACUUUGCUGAUGUCAACAUUGUGAAAAGAGUGCCCCAUGGUGGCGGUGGGGUUAUGGUAUGGGCAGGCACAAGCUGUGAACAACUAACACAAUUGCAUUUUAUCGAUUGCAAUUUGAAUGCACAGAGAUACCGUGACGAGAUCCUGAGCCCCAUUGUCCUGCCAUUCAUCCUCCACCAUCACCUCAUGUUUCAGCAUGAUAAUGCACGGCCAUCACCCAUGUUGCAAGGAUCUGUACACAAUUCCUGGACGUUCCCGCCAAUAUCAUGCAACUUCGCGCUGCCAUUGAAGAGGAGUGGGACAACAUUCCACGGGCCACAAUCAACAGCCUGAUCAACUCUAUGCAAAGGAGAUGUGUUGCGCUGCAUGAGGCAAAUGGUGGUCACACCAGAUACUGGCUGGUUUUCUGAUCCAUACCCCUACCUUUUUUUUAAGUAUCUGUGACCAACGGAUGCAUAUCUGUGUCCCCAGUCAUGUGAAAUCCGUAGAUUAGGGCCUAAUUUAUUUAUUGAAAUUGACCGAUUUCCUUAUGAACUGUAACUCAGUAAAAUAAAAAAAAUAAAAAAAAAAAGUGAAAAAAAUUUAAAAAGUGUUUUUUUUUAUAUUUUUGUUCAGUGUAAAUUAAAUGUGAAAUAUGUAUUUAUUCUCAUUGUCUCUCUUCACUCUUUCUCAGUGACGCUGCGGCCGGGCCUGGGGGGCGGCUUUGGCCCUGAUGGUACAUGGGGUCCGGUGGAGCUGGUGGCAGUGAUCGCAGGGCCCGUCUGCCUGCUGUGUGUGCUGCUAAUCAUGGGUGUGUUCCUGUUCCAGUACCACCAGAGGGCCUACAGCCACAGGCAGAGGCUGGAGGUGGACCCCUCCUGUGACCACCUCUACAUGGCCAAGGACAAGACCCUGCAGGACCUCAUCUACGACAUGUCCACCUCUGGAUCAGGCUCUGGUCAGUACAGCACAGCUGGGGCUCUCUCUGGGUGUCUGAUCUAUUGAAUCAGUCAUAAAACAGGAACAAAUAAAUUAGUGACUGUGGCUUUAAUGAUGUCUUCCAUAGAAAAAUUAAAUCCAUAGGGGGAAAUGUGGUUGAUAUUCUGUGGUUGAUAUUAGGCAAUGUGAUUCAUUGUCUGACCGUAUAUUCCUCUCUCUUUUUGCCUUGUCUCUGUGUCCCGUAUGUCUCGGUCCUCUCCCUCCUCUGUCUCUGUGCAGGCCUCCCUCUGUUUGUCCAGCGGACGGUGGCCAGGACCAUUGUGCUGCAGGAGAUCAUAGGGAAGGGGCGUUUCGGAGAGGUAUGGCGUGGCCGCUGGAGAGGAGGAGACGUGGCGGUGAAGAUCUUCUCAUCCAGAGAGGAGCGCUCCUGGUUCCGGGAGGCUGAGAUCUACCAGACCGUCAUGCUGCGCCACGAGAACAUCCUGGGAUUCAUCGCCGCAGACAACAAAGGUAAACACUGGCCGUCGUCGUGUGACAUCACAACAGAUUUUCCCCUUCAAAGAGCACUGCUUGUAGCUUUCUGGUGUUUAGGUCAGUUUUCCGUAUUAGGUGGUGUAGUGUCUAAAAAUUGGUCUCUAAACUUAGUCUCUCUUUCUCUCAUAGAUAAUGGCACAUGGACCCAGCUGUGGCUGGUGUCAGACUACCACGAGUACGGCUCUCUGUUUGACUACCUGAACCGUUACUCCGUCACCAUCGAGGACAUGAUCAAACUGGCACUGUCGGCUGCCAGCGGCCUGGCACACCUGCACAUGGAGAUCCUGGGAACACAGGGUGUGUGUGUGUGUGUGUGGUACUUGUGCCCGUGUGCCCAUGUGCAAACUGGAUUGCAUGUUGCUGUAUGUGUGUAUUCUUCUGGACUCUUUGAUUUGUUCCCUACUCCCCCUUUUCCUGGCCUCUAGCUCUGCAAACAGUGAAUGUAGGCCAUGCUUCUAGCUGGUAGGAAACUCCAGUUCGGGGUUAUUGAUCUGCCUAGUAUGAGUUGCAUAGCAGCCCCUCUAAACUAAAGCAUCUCUUGAUAGGUCAAUUAUUAACGUCAUUCAACAUUUGAAGUUUUGUUGACUGUCAUUGGAAGCCAGUGGUAUACUGCAGAUAACCAUGAUUGUUUGAUUUAAAUGAAUUGGACAACAUAAAACACAUUUCACACAAACAUGUUAAUGAUCAGUUACAUGAGUUCAAUUGAUUGCCAGGAAUGCAGUAAUUGUCAGGUAGGCUAACUCUCUCGGCCUUCGUCUAGGUAAGCCUGGUAUUGCCCACCGGGACCUCAAGUCUAAGAACAUCCUGGUGAAGAAGAACAGUACCUGUGCCAUCGCUGACCUUGGGCUGGCAGUGCGCCACGAGUCUACCACUGACACCAUAGACAUCGCUCCCAACCAGAGAGUGGGCACCAAGAGGUACAAACACACACAUACCCUCAACCUUAAGAAGUACUUGAUUUCUCAACUUCACCCACUGACCCCCCCCCCCCCCCCCCCCCCCCCAAUACAUCCCACCACCUAUCAGGGAUAUAGACCAGCUUACAAACACAUAUUUGCUCUCUUUCAGGUACAUGGCCCCUGAGGUCUUGGAUGAGAGCAUCAACAUGAGGCACUUUGAUUCGUUUAAGUGUGCAGACAUCUACGCUCUGGGGCUGGUCUACUGGGAGAUCGCACGCCGCUGCAACGCUGGAGGUCAGACAGGCUCCCCCCUCAGCACACUCUGGCUGAGUCCCAACUGGCACCCUAUUCCCUAUAUCAGGGAUCAUCAACUAGAUUCAGCCUCGGGACGAUUGUUUCUUGAGCGGAUGGUCAGAGGGCCGGAACAUAAUUACAAAUAAUUUGUAGGCUGCAAAUUGACCCAAGAAGCCCAAAGAGAUAUAAUAUUUGACUAAAACUUAAUCAUUUCAAACCUUGCUUACAUUUGUAUUCGAUCACAUACACUGAAUGUACAAAACAUUUCAUAGACUGACCAGGUGAAAGCUAUGAACCCUUAUUGAUUUCACUUAAAUCCACUUCAAUCAGUGUAGAUGAAGGGGAGGAGACAGGUUAAAGAAGGAUUUUGUAUGUGUGCCAUUCAGAGGGUGAAUGGGCAAGACAAAAGAUUUAAGUGCCUUUGAACGGGAUAUGGUAGUAGGUGACAGGCGCACCGGUUUGUGUCAAGAACUGCAACGCUGCUGGGUUUUUCACGUUCAACAGUUUCCUGUGUGUAUCAAGAAUGGUCCACCACCCAAAGGACAUCCAGUCAACUUGACACAACUGUGGGAAGCAUUGGAGACAACAUGGGGGGAAGGUGUUCUGUUUUGUUUUGUACACAGUGUAUAUCUCUCUAUUAUGCGUGGGAAUACUUUGGAACAGAUUUCCUAAAUUAAAAUCACUUGAAGCUGAUUUGCUGGUGUUUUUACAGUCUUUUUUAUGUCCAACAAAAAAAAAUUUAAAAAAUAACUUGGGUGCCAAAUAAAAUCUCCCGCACGCCGAAUUCGGCACGCCAGUUGGGGAACCCUGCCCUAUAUAGUGCACUACUGUGGAACAGGGCCCAUAGGGCUCCCUAUAGUAGUGCACAAUAUAGGGAAAAGGGUGUCAUUUGGGUUGCAUACAGUAUCUCUGUCACUGUAGUUAAAAGUUUAAUUCACCAUCAAUUAGAAACUGGACCUUUCCUGACCUUUGACCUCUGCCCCUAGGUAUCCAUGAGGAGUACCAGCUUCCCUACUAUGAUCUGGUGCCCUCUGACCCCUCCAUAGAGGAGAUGAGGAAGGUGGUGUGUGACCAGAAACUACGGCCCAACGUGCCCAACUGGUGGCAGAGCUACGAGGUAGGGAUGGACACAUAUAGCUAUGCAUGCUCUUUUAAGGUCAAUCAAACGAUCCUAUUAUGAUAGCACAGCAGUCGCUCACUGAUAUGAAAGUGUCACUGGUUUCUUAUAAGUAUUACAUUGUAUGCUUGUGUAUUUAAAUGAAGUAUGUUCAUUUGCCGGGCUUGUUCUCUGGGGGUGCAUUGGUGGUUUUGAUAAGCUUGUUUAGCCCUGUGCAUAUCUGCACCAUAUUUGCAUGUAUGACUUUCUCUAAUCUCACUUUCUUCAUGUUCGCUCUACCCUUGGUCCAAUUUUCCUGCCCAGAGCUUUAGAUAACACUCUACUUUAUCUCUCCUUAUUUUUUCCCCUCCCCCCAGGCCCUGCGUGUAAUGGGAAAGAUCAUGAGGGAGUGUUGGUAUGCCAACGGAGCCGCCCGCCUCACCGCCCUGCGCAUCAAGAAGACCCUGUCCCAGCUCAGUGUCCAGGAGGACAUCAAAGUC